This is a messenger RNA of Glarea lozoyensis ATCC 20868, 2022 nucleotides long. RefSeq lists its product as uncharacterized. Bases 1 to 2022 code for a protein of 673 amino acids. The record is from RefSeq and is a predicted model, not a curated record. The transcript is spliced from 3 exons. NCBI's taxonomy places the organism in Eukaryota, Fungi, Ascomycota, Leotiomycetes, Helotiales, Helotiaceae.
AUGAACUUUCCUGCAGCUUGGAAGACCUUAUCAUACGGAACAGCAACCAACGGAAUCGCCCUGAUACAGUUUGCAUACCUCCAAACAUAUAUUGGCCAGGACGCUUCGUACCAUUCGAAGGGCAUGAUACGAGUCCCAAUGCAGACAACAAGUCUGUUUUACACCAGCUGUGCGAAAAGUGCCGAGAACUUCGAUCUUGGAUCUAUGAAGCACCGGAGAGAAGAGGGAAUCGGCUCAAGCGUAAGCCAUGUGUUCUCCGAAGAAUCAUCAGAAAUGCUGGUUGUUACUCUAGAAAAUAAUUAUGAUCCGCCUUAUGGAGAUGAGUGGGCAUUCAACCUUAGAGUCAAGCCUAAUGGCAUUGAAGCCGACGGACCAGAUGAAUUGAGUGGAAGUUCAGCGCCUCUGGCACCUCUUUCGACCGCACGUCUAGAUACUGACAGGAUGUUCGAACUGCAUGUCAAUAAUUACCCGGUAGAAUACCUGCUUUCUAGCCCCACUUCGAAUUCUACAGCAUCGACAGAGUCUCGAGAAUGGGCCAGGCACAAGUUAAAAGAGUGUUUAUCUAAUCACGGCACAUGUACUCUCCUUCGAAGAGACCCAAAUUUUAUGCCAACUCGACUCCUAGAUGUCAGCUCUGUCAAUACUGACGGGAUUGUUCGUUUGACUUAUCCCACCAGCCAAUGGCCAAAACCACGGUACUUGACUCUGAGUUAUUGCUGGGGAGGAGACCAAAAGUUCAAACUUACCCACGCUACCUAUGAUGAGCUUCAGGUGGGAAUAUCUGUCGCACGAUUACAAAAGAGUAUCCAAGAUGCAAUCAGAAUUACAAAUUGGUUUGAUGUGCAAUACAUUUGGGUGGAUUCUCUCUGCAUUAUUCAGGAUGAGCCCGACGAUUGGGACCAUGAAUCGAAACAGAUGUGUGAGGUUUACCAAAACUCCACACUCACCAUAUCGGCACAGGGAGCAAAAAGUAGUGAACAAGGCUGCUUCGCAUCAAGAAACCCAUUGAUGCAUCUUCCGUGCAAGCUUACAGAAGCGGACAGUAACGGCAAUGCUGUGACUGUCUUUCCACAGAAAUCAACUGCCUGGUGGAGGAAACAGGCGUUCGAACAAGCACCACUUUUUAAAAGAGCAUGGGUCAUACAGGAACGAAUGCUAUCGCCGAGAAAUCUAUGUUUUGGAGAGAUCUUGACGUGGGAGUGCAACCAGGUCUCAACAAGCGAGUUUGAUGAGUUUCUGGGGUUAAGAAAUCCGAACCCAAAAGCUCUCUUGCCUGUCGUGCCACACGUCAAGGGAGAACUACACUCAGAAAAGCCAGUAUUCUCGAUUUUUGAAUUCUGGUCUGAUUUGAUGCGAAGUUAUCCUGCGUCAGGAAUAACUGUUAACAGUGAUCGCCCAGUCGCCGUCCGAGGUAUCAUACAAUACCUUGAGGAAGUCACAGACUAUAUGAACAUGCACGGAUUAUGGAUCCAAUUCUUGAAUUUCGAGAUCCUUUGGCUGGUCGAAAAGCCAUCAAAACUUCAGAGGCUUCAAGUGAAUGAUGUUAGAGCAAGAAAAAAUCAGUCCCCAUCAUGGUCUUGGCUAGAGAUGGCAGUACCAGUCACAAAUACAUAUGACAAAACAAAAGAACUAGAGUUCAUUUGUCGUGUCGCUGUCCUGUCACCUCUUUCAGAGAUGCCGCCUUUCAAAACCAAGCUUCACGUCAGAGGUUUCGUGUUGAGAGCCACAAUCUUCACGUCUAAAAAGCAACAAUUCGACGGUUUUCUAAAAUUCCACAAAGUAAAGUUCUUGCCAGACUACGCAGACUUAAGUCUAGAAAGAGAGAUACUGUUCUUGUUAGUGGCGCGCGAUUCCAGAGAGAAUUGGGGUUUCAAUAUGGCUUUCUAUUAUGGAUUAGCCAUCUGUCCGUCUGCAGAGGUGAAAGGAGCGUACGAGAGAAUCGGAUAUCUUAAAGGUGGAGUUCCACUGUUUAAAGAUGCAUUGGAAGAUCGGCUGAAGGAGAGAGAUAUCUUUUUAGUAUAG